Messenger RNA from Malania oleifera, 763 nucleotides. RefSeq names its product small ribosomal subunit protein uS10y. Gene Ontology annotation, biological process: translation. The record is from RefSeq and is a predicted model, not a curated record. NCBI's taxonomy places the organism in Eukaryota, Viridiplantae, Streptophyta, Magnoliopsida, Santalales, Ximeniaceae. Gene Ontology annotation, cellular component: cytosolic small ribosomal subunit; ribosome. Gene Ontology annotation, molecular function: RNA binding; structural constituent of ribosome. The coding region runs from base 161 to 532 and encodes 123 amino acids. The transcript is spliced from 4 exons.
GGGGUAAUUUGAAAUAAAUUUGCAGGAUACCGUCACUUGAAAAACCCUAGAUUUUUAUAGGCCGCCUCUGGCUGCUCCUGCUUCUCCUUCCCUUCUCCAAAACCCUAGCGUACGUCUCUCUCUCCCUCUCUCGAGCAUUGCCCCCUCUGGAGAAGAAGCCAUGGUGGCGUACGCAGCUAUGAAGCCUACUAAGGCUGGCCUGGAGGAGCCUCAGGACCAGAUUCACAAGAUCAGAAUCACUCUCUCCUCCAAGAAUGUCAAGAACCUCGAGAAAGUGUGUGCGGAUCUCGUUCGUGGUGCCAAGGACAAGCGGCUGAGAGUUAAGGGACCAGUGAGAAUGCCCACCAAGGUUCUUCACAUUACUACCAGGAAGUCUCCAUGUGGAGAAGGGACGAACACAUGGGAUAGAUUUGAGCUGCGGGUCCACAAACGAGUGAUUGAUCUCUUCAGUUCCCCAGACGUGGUUAAGCAGAUUACCUCCAUUACAAUUGAACCUGGUGUGGAGGUUGAGGUUACCAUUGCGGAUUCUUAGAGUGUGUUGAGUGCUCUCUCUUUUUGGUACCCUUUAGUUUCCAUAGUGAAAUUUAAACACUUCCCUCGCUGUAUCUGGCUUGGUUUGGAAUAUUAUAAUUUUUAGAAGAUUUUCUUGUAAUGUGGAGAGUAUUUAUGUUAUUCCUUUAUAUUCUACUUAUGAAAUGAACAUUAGGAUUCAAGUGUUUGAUGUUGGAAUAUCAAUGGAGUGGAAUUUUGUGUUCUUAAGCAA